Diutina rugosa is the source of this 522-nucleotide messenger RNA. RefSeq names its product mitochondrial 54S ribosomal protein uL13m. The transcript has a single exon. NCBI's taxonomy places the organism in Eukaryota, Fungi, Ascomycota, Pichiomycetes, Serinales, Debaryomycetaceae. Gene Ontology annotation, cellular component: ribosome; mitochondrial large ribosomal subunit. Gene Ontology annotation, molecular function: mRNA binding; structural constituent of ribosome. The record is from RefSeq and is a predicted model, not a curated record. Gene Ontology annotation, biological process: translation; negative regulation of translation. Bases 1 to 522 code for a protein of 173 amino acids.
AUGUCCCAAAGAAUCGGAACCCUGGCGGUGGCGUUGACCCGGGUGUGGCACCACGUCGACGUGGCUGCCGACAAGCGGACCCUAGGGAGACUCGCGGCGCUGAUCGCCGCCACGUUGAUGGGCAAGCACAAGCCUACGCACACUCCAAACCGUGACCAUGGCGACUACGUCGUCGUCACUAACUGCGCCCAUUUGAAAGUUUCGGGCAACAAGAUGACGGAGAAGCUUUAUUGGUCGCACACCAGUCGUCCGGGGUCGCUUAACUUGAUCCCCAUGGACCGGAUGAUCGCCAAUAAAGGUCAUGGAGAAGUGUUGAGACGGGCCGUCAAAGGGAUGUUGCCGAAGAACAAGCACCGUUUGGUGCGUAUGGACCGGCUUAAAGUGUACGACGGUCAUGAAAACCCUUACACUGAGAACUUGGUGGCGUUUGCCGACGAACAGGCCGAGGUGAAGCAGAAGAUGGCGGUGCUUGAACAGCGCGAGGCCAAGGCCCAGGAGCUCCGCGCUAAGUUCUCGCAAUAA